Haemonchus placei is the source of this 210-nucleotide messenger RNA. Lineage: Eukaryota; Metazoa; Nematoda; Chromadorea; Rhabditida; Trichostrongylidae. The record is from the annotation of a GenBank genome assembly.
GAAUCCGACAGAAUCGUUGGAGACGCUGUAACGACUGCUCGGAAGUCGUCAUUUGUGGUGGUAGCAUCCGCAAUCGAAUUACCAUUUGUAGUAGUACCAUUCUUCUGUACUUGUGUAAUUAACAAGGACGGAUUCCGUGGUACCGAUGGUUUUUCUGAAAAAAAAUCGAUUUUCAAGGAUUUUCUCAAGAGAAUAGUCCCGCUGGCCUAA